This is a messenger RNA of Aspergillus bombycis, 1971 nucleotides long. RefSeq names its product phenol monooxygenase. The record is from RefSeq and is a predicted model, not a curated record. NCBI's taxonomy places the organism in Eukaryota, Fungi, Ascomycota, Eurotiomycetes, Eurotiales, Aspergillaceae. The coding region runs from base 1 to 1971 and encodes 656 amino acids. Gene Ontology annotation, molecular function: FAD binding. The transcript has 5 exons.
AUGCCUCUCUUCACUGAACAGGCCUCAAAUUGGCGCGACCUGAGGGUCCACCCAUCGUUUGCACCUCCACUCCCUCGCCUGACCCCUGAAUUUGUGCCCCCAGAAGAUGAGAUAGAACGAUACGAGGUGGUUAUUGUUGGGGCUGGACCAGCAGGCCUCAUGCUUCACCUGCUGUUAGCCAGAUAUGGCUUGUCAGACAAGUCCGUAUUAUGCAUUGACUCGAAACCUGGCACGCUAAAAUCUGGCCAGGCAGAUGGUAUACAGCCUCGCACCCUGGAGGUUCUAAAGACAUUGGGUAUAUCCGAUGAAAUUGAGAAUGAGGCAUGUCAGAUGUGGGAGUUCGCAUUCUGGAACAUCUCUGACGACCCGGUGAAAUUGAUCGAAAGACGCUCUAUCGUACCGGAAGUCAUCCCACCUGCGAGGUUCCCUUAUGAGGCUACCAUCCACCAAGGACGCGUAGAGCGGAUCAUGGAGACAGACCUCCUCCGAUACUCACCGCGCGGAGUCAUGAGGGACACCAAACUCCUAUCACUGCGGAUCGACGAGCAUACAGAUGCAGAAUUCCCCGUGAUUGCUGAAAUUGAAGUCAAUGGAGCCCCGCGAGUCAUUCGUACAAAACACUUGGUCGGGGCAGACGGUGCGCAUUCGGCUGUCCGGAAAUCGGUUGGCCUUUCGCUGGAAGGCCAAUCGUUGGAUUAUAUUUGGGGAGUUGUAGACCUGGUCAUUGACACCAACUUUCCCGAUAUCCGCAGACGCUGCGCUGUCCAUUCAUCUGCGGGGUCUGCUAUGGUCAUUCCUCGUGAACGGAUUAAUACGGGUGAGUAUAUUACCCGACUCUAUGUGCAGGUUCCAGGGGCUGUAGAGUCUGGGAGUACCGACACCGAUGCGGAUCUGAAGAAAGAGGCGAAGGGGAAACGGAGCCAGGUCACUUUGGAAGGCAUCCUGAAGCAGAUUGAGGAUGUGUUUAAGCCGUACUACAUUCGGCCCAAGAGGGAUGAUGCGAUCGACUGGUGGGCUGCAUACCAGAUUGGGCAGCGAGUGUGUCCGGAGUUCAUCGUGAAGGAUUCUAGCGGGCUUGGUCGCGUAUUUCUUGUCGGCGAUGCAUGCCAUACACAUAGCCCAAAGGCCGGCCAAGGCAUGAACGUGUCCAUGAUGGAUUCAUACAAUCUGGCCUGGAAGCUCGCUUAUCAGAUCAAUGGCCUAACCCCUAGUUCGUCAGACAAAAGGAAAUCAGAUGCGCUGCUCGACACAUACCACACAGAACGCCAUGCGAACGCUCAAAGAUUGAUUGAUUUUGAUAAGAAGUUCUCAAGCAGCUUCUCGGAUAAGGUGGGCACGAUCGAAUCCAAGUCUGGAAUCUCCCAUUCCGAGUUUGUCGACCUAUUCAGCACCGGGUGCGGUUUCACUAGCGGCUGUGGCAUAGAGUACGUCGAUAAUCUAGCAGUUGACAAGUCUUCUAUCGCCAGGAGCAGCCCGAUUGUUGGUGAUGACUUCAUGUCGGGCGUUCUAUGCUCUGGGCGUCGCCUACUAAAUAUCAAGCUCAAACGUUUUGCGGACGGGUGGCAUCGUGAUAUUCAUGACGACCUUCCCUCGACCGGUCGGUUCCGUCUAUUGUCACUCCUGACCAACGAUCUCCUCGAUACCAACGGCGUCUCUGCAGCCGCAGUCAACAAUACGGCAACCCUUGUCAGGCAGUUUCCUGAAUCCUUAAUCGAACAGAUCAUCAUCUAUCCACGUCUUCCAGGCGAAGUCACCUGGGAAGGCAUCCCCAAGUGCGUAAAGGAGCAGAACGAGAUGACGUUCUACAAUGGCUACGAACUGGACGAUGCAUACCGCACCUAUGGUGUUGAUCCAGCGCGCGGCGCACUGGUUGUCGUACGGCCGGAUGGGUAUGUAGGUAUGAUUGGAGAGCUUGACGAUAUUUUCCGCAUCUAUGCGUAUUUGGGCCGCAUUAUGUCUCUUGCUACAUAG